GAAUGUGCUUAAUGAAGCGUCACUCUCUCUCUCUCUCUCUCUCUCUCUCUCUCUCGCUCUCUCUCUCUCCGUCUUUCUUCCUUCCAGUGAACAAGCAUCACUUGUGAAGAAAAAAAAACGGCGUUGAGACCGAGAACUUUCUUGUCCAGCGGCUCGACUCGAAGUCUCUGUCGCAGGUCCACGAUUCUUCCGUUUUCAUCUUCACUUUCUCUUUCUUGUUUUGAUACCCGGCGCGAGGAUCCACCCGGGGCGAGCCGGCUAACACUGGGCGUAGCUGGGGAGGAUUUUGCUAGCUCAUCGCUGCACUCACUGAAUAAGACCUGUGUCCAGAUCUUUGUCAAUUCAAUUAGAUCUAAGUGAACUGGACAGACCACUUCUCUAGAAGGGGAGAUGAAACCAGAUGGGGUUAUCACAGGAGCACUGGAGCCAAUGGAAACUUUAGAAUCCAAUCCAGUAAAUGAGUUAUCACCAGGUACAGGGCAGGACCCCAGCCAGACACCCAGUGCAAUGGAACAGGAACUAGCACAGCUGACUGACGAUGUGGUGCCACCCCAGCAAGAAAAAGCCAAGGAAUCGCCAGCUGCCAAGACUAGUAACAAAAUCUCUGGAGACUCCAAAGCCAAGACCAUGAACAAGACAAUGCAGAAAACAAAACCCAGUACAACCAACAUGACAAAGACCACACCAGGCCCACGACCCAAUAUGACCCAGAGCCGCCUAUCAAAUGGCUUGUCUAAGCCCCAGAGCAACGGUGUGACUAAGAAGACCACACCUGCCCUGGUUAAAAAGAGCACUCCAACUUCAACAGCCCCCAAGAAACUAACAGUUGGGGUCCCAGCCUCUAGGAACACGCCUAAAGUUAAUGAAAAAAAAGCUGCAUCCCCAGCUAAUAAUGGUGCGAAGCCCCCAGUGGGAACCACGGCAACUAAGAAGGCAACAACGACAACAGUUAAUGGUGUUAAAACCAGCACGGCCACUGCUAUUAAAAAGCCCCCAGCUUCUAAACCUGCCUCUGCAACUUCCACAAAGCCCACCACUGCAUCGAAGACAGAUAAGCUCCCUGUUUCCAAGACCAGACCCACAAGUGGCACAACAGCAUCCCGUCCUACCACAGGCUCAACUCGACCACCUUCCACCAUCACAACCAAGAGCCCUGCAGCUACACCCAAACCUGCCACCCCUAAAAUCUCCACUAUCAACAACGCUGUAUCCAAAUCAGCCUCAUCAACUCCCUCUGGUGUCAAAACCUCAGCAUCACAAAUAUCUAGAAACAUAAUCCCUGCAAAAAAAGAUGUUACCAAAUCUGCCACCCCAGCAACCAAAAAGCCUGCAGACUCUCCACUUAGCCGACCCUCAACAACAAUGAAAUCAGUAAAAUCUGAGACACCUAAACCAGCUUCAAAAUUAGACAAUAUAGCCAAAAAAACAUCUGUAAGUAAAAUUGCAGAGGCAAAGACACCAAACCGUUCCAAAACACAAGAGAAUAAGUCCACACCUUCCAAGGAUGCCUCUAAGACCCCUGUCUCAAAAACAGUGGCAAUCAAGAAUACCAGCGUCAAGAAAACUGUGGGCAGCAGCACCCCGACACCUGUGAAACGUGGACCCAAAGCAGAGGGAGCUGCUGAAACUGGAAAGGAAAUUGCUGCUGCUGUCGCUACUGCUGCAGCAAUUGCUAGUGCAGCAGCUACCAUUGUAGGGCCAGAAGAGCCACAACCACCAGCAGAAGUGGCCCUGGUGGAAUAUCUUGGAGAUACUGCAGAACAAAUUCCUCCUCAGACCCCAUCAGCCUUUGCUGUACAAGGAAUAAUUCCAGAGCCAACUCCAGAACCAUCACCAGAACAAGUACAUGAACUAACACCAGAAAUUCAACAAGAAACAUCACCAGAACCAAGCCAAGAACCGACACCAGAACCUGUACAAGAAACUAUACCAGAACCCAUGAGAAAACCAACGCCAGAGUCCAUACCACAACCAACACCAGAAUACAUUAGAGAACCUACACCAGAAUUUAUACGAGAACCUACACCAGAGCCUCUCAGAGAACCAACACCACAGCCCAUACCACAACCAACACCAGAAUACAUUAGAGAACCUACACCAGAAUUUAUACGAGACCCUACACCAGAGCCUGUCAGAGAACCAACACCAGAGCCCAUACCACAACCAACACCAGAAUACAUUAGAGAACCUACACCAGAAUUUAUACGAGACCCUACACCAGAGGCUGUCAGAGAACCAACACCAGAGCCCAUACCACAACCAACACCAGAAUACAUUAGAGAACCUACACCAGAAUUUAUACAAGACGCUACACCAGAACCUGUCAGAGAACCAACACCAGAGCCUAUACCACAACCAACAGCAGAAUCCAUUCUUGAACCUACACCAGAGCCUGUCAGAGAACCAACACCAGAACCCCAAAAAGAACAACCACUAGAACUUUUCCAAGAAUCAUCACCAGAACCUAUGAGAGAACUUACACCAGACGCAGUUCAAGAACACAGAACACCAGAAUACUUACACCAGAUCUCACCACAGCCCCGAGAGCUCACACCAGAACCAAUACAAGAUUCAAGUCCAGAACCCCUACAAGAGCCCGCAGCACAACCUUUGGGAGAACCAACACCAGAAGCCCUACGAGAUCUCACACCAGAACCUAUACAAGAACCAAACCAUGAAACCCUACUUGAAUCAAACCCUGAGCCACUGCAAGAAUUGACACCAGAGCCCAUGAAUGAACUAACUCUGGAUCAUGCACGCAAAAUAUCUCCAGAGGUCCUUGAUGAAACAUUUUCUCAGUUUACAGAGGAGCCACACCUAGAAGCUGAAUUAAGUCAUGAACCAGCCUACAACUUUCAACACCUGCCACAAAAUGACCUUUUCAAAUUUGAACAGUCUGUAAGUGAAUCAGUUCCCUCCCUUGGAACUACCAUCAUGUCUCCUCCCUGUUCGCCACCAGGACCUGUUUCUCCUGUCACAGAAUCUCAGAAUCCCUCUGCUCAGCUGAACGUGGUUAUCCAACCAGAUCCCUGGAACAUGAGCCAGACGGAACCAGGUGAUAUUGAUCUCCAGGGAUCUCACAGUAUGAUGAAUUUCCCGACAGAGGAGUAUAAUGAACAGGAUGAGGAAUGGGAGACAACGAGAAACGAGGAUGAAACAGAGGAAGAUGAAAAAGACAAUCUGAUAACAUCCACUCCUCCUUCCACAGAGACCUUCAGUAUGAUGGGAGAGUCGCAAUUGUUGGGUGCCUCACCCAUUGAGGAUUUUACUUCCAGGGAUAUGCUGUCGCCUCAUGAAAAGGAAGUAGCAGUGGAAAAGGCAGAUGAAGAAAUAAAUGAAGAUGAUGAUGAGGAUGAAGAAGAUGAGGAACAGAGGAGAUUGGGCCAUCAGCUUUCCUCUAUGAUAACUGAUAUGAGCACAUCUCAGCCGUCUGAGGAGUUCCAAAUUAGACCUUCAGCUUUUGGUGGUUCUACCGCCUGGCCCUGUGAUGACCUGUUGUCAGGAAUGGACUCUGAGGAUGUUAGCAGCUGCACCAGCAGCCGACAGCAGGGCAUGUCUGACCUUAGUAGCACUCAGCACACCGCAAUACUGGAAGGUACUCAGAGUUCAGAUGCCCUUAUUGACUCAAGUCUCCGUGGCUCUGAAGGUGAUGGUAACUUCAUGGGCUCUCCGAAUGUAGAAACCCUGGCCAAUGAGGAAGAUGAUGAAGAGGAUGAACGUGUGGAUGAAAUGGAUUUAAGUUCAGAGAGAGCAGAGGGGCAUCUUAAGGUGUUCCAGCAGCAGGGACGAGAUGAAGACGAAGAGGAUGAAGAUGUAGAAAUGCACAGUGAGGGAGUGACAGAAAGCUGUGAUAAUGCAGAAGAAGAUGACUUUAAUGAGGAGGGACAUUUAGAGAACCUCAAUCGCGCAGAUCCACACCCUUGUGUCCCUCCCACCACCUCCUGGGGUCAGACCAACCCCUUUUCUGAUACCUGGGCUCAGCCUCAGCCAGCCUCGCUGCUCUCUGUCUCCUCCCCGAGCCCUGUCUCAGAUCAUGGCGCAGGAGAGUCUGAAAGUCCCACGCAGUCCCCUGCCCAGACUGGUUUGGAUUGCAAUUCCCCUUUCUUGGCACCUCUGUCAGGGCAAGACUCCGAGCAGCAGCAGUCAUUCUAUGAGAUGGACACCUGCAUCCCUGAAGAUACUCAGAAUAUGCUUGCUCCCACAGCUGUAGGCAUGUCCCAGUCCGGCACUUUGAGUGGUACAGCACUGGCCAUCCACAGCGGCAGCGAGACAAGCACACCAGAAGAACUUUGCGACUACGACAGCAGCUCAGGGGUUGAAUCCCGCUCUGAAAAACAGCAGACUCCGGUUCCUGUGUCAGUCCAGCCUGACAUGGAUCAGGAUCUGGGUAUUCAUUUGGAGAAAGGCGAUGGAGAAGAGGAAGAGGCUACGACACUGCCAGCUGAUGAGGUCCUGGGAACAGGACCCCCAACUGCUCCAGCAUCAGCCCCGUCUUCUCCUACCACCUCUGUAGAUGAGGCCAGUGACACCGAGGGUGAGAUGCAGAUAAAUGAACCUGAUGUACCAGUGAUGAUGGAUGAAAGAGCUGCAUUUGACAGCCCUACUCCGACAUGCAAUUUGCCUGCUCUUGAUGAGGAGGCACGAGAAACACCAGCUGGAGAGGGUGAAGAGGAUGGAGGUGGGACCACUCCUCAGUCAGCCAAUUCUGUGGCAUCCUAUGGCUUUGACUGCACCACAUCCAACUCUAAUGCCCACUCCAUGGCUGAAAGCUGUGGAAAGAGCCCGGGGAUCUUCUCCUUGGAAAAUGAGGAGCAGUUAUCCGAGGAGGCCAAGGACCCGUCACUCAUCAAGGAGCUUACCCUGCCAUCUGAUGCUGCUGCUGCUGCUGCUGCACAGGCCGAGGACCUCCUGGGCCGACCUGUGGACCUGAUGCCGUUGAGUUUUCCAGAAGAUAAACAGCCCAGUCUAGAUGACCACCACUACAUGCUUGGGGGUGAGAUUACAGCACACCACCUCGAGGAGGUGGAUCCAUUUGAGGCUAGUCAUCACCUUGGGCCUGUGGAAUCUGCAAAUACCGAUGAGGGCCAGCCGUCCUACUACUCUACCAUAUGUGAUAAGACUGAUUAUCUGGAAGGAGACACGAAGAGAGGGGAAUUGGAUGAGUGGCUGCAAACACGCUCCCUGGAAGACAACCGGAACCAGAACCAUUCCAGCACAGUUCCCAUAGCGAAUGGUCACUAUCUGGCACUGGUUCCAGGCAACAGGAGGCCCAUUGACCCAGCUGUUGCAGCACAGUUUGCUCAAACUGAGCAGCCUUUAAUCCAGAGCAAAGAUGAGUGUGGUUUGUAUGGGGAACAAUUGCGGAGGCUGGUGCAGCACCAGGAAAAGCUUCAAGAAAUGCAGCACCGCCAAGAGCAGGAGAGGCAGAAGAGGCAGUGGUUGGAGGAGGAGCGGCUACGGCUGGAACAGCAGAAGCAGUUGGAGAAGCAGCGGAGGGAACUUCUCCAGCUUCAGCUGCAACAGCAGCAGCAAGAGCACCGUCAUCGCAGGCAGGCUCUGCAGUGGCAGCUUGAGCUGGAGCAGCAGUACCGCGUGCAGCAGAAACAGAUCCAACAACAGCAGCAGCUGAGGAGGAGCCCGACUGGUGUCAUGCUCUCGCCAUCUUCGGGCUUGUGCACCAUCUACGAAGCCAUGGAAACCAGCGAUGAGGAUGACGACGCCAGAGUAGCGCACAACAGGAACACGCAAGGCAAGAGGAGGAUGCGAGACUUCCAGAGAGAGCUGUGUCCAUUUCCUCCUCAAGAAGCAGAGUGGAACCAAAAGGUGGACAUUGUUCAACAGCUUAUCAACCACACCCUGAUGUUGUCUGAAAAUGGAGGAUGCCCACCCCUGCUCGUCCUACCUGUGGGGACAGGUGGAACCUUGAAUCCCUUAGAUAGCACCAAGUGGCCCAACCUACUGCAACAGUUCAGUCCUGCUACAGCUACUGUCACAUCAGUCAGCAGCUACUCCCCAGACGACCAGGGGGCCUCCCCACCUGGAGACUGGACUGUGGUGGAAGUGGAGACUCGGCACUAGUCAACCAGUACACAAAGAAAUACAUAAGACAAAAACAAUAGUUUGGUCUUUUGCAACAUACUUAUGGGUAAGUUAGGUGGCAGGAUUCAGGACAGUCUUAUCAUAAUACAUUAAAGUAACAGUGUAAAAUAGCAGGACCUUAAAAUAACAGCUUCACUAGAGGUCUAUAUAUUUUGGAUUUUGAAAGACUUCUGUUAGUGUAAAGCUGCUAUAGCACUUACUGUAAUAUUGGCGUGUGGUUACCCAAAACAGAUAUGGAACAAGAUCUGCAGUGUAAGUUGUUCGGCAAAUCCACUUGGACAAACUAAGUGCCACGAAGCCCCAAAUUUAGAUAACAAAAACAAAAAAAAGUUCAACAUUAUUACAAUAGCCGUUAGGGGAAAUACAUCCACUGGUGGAUCCACACACCCCAAAUGCAGUGUUAUAGAGUCAACUCAGUAUAAGAAUUAAACAAUGAAAUACGCAGCCACACAUAGCAUUGUUUAGGAAAUUACUGUUUUCCACUUUAGUGUCGAAAUCGGACCUCUGAUAAAACGCAGUCACGAUGUGACCAACCCUAACUGUUUAUCAUGGACAUGAAGAUAUAAUGUGUUUUGUACUGCAAAUAUUGUACAUAUUUGAACUUCUGUAUGCAUGUUAGGUUCUACCCAUGACUAUCGGGCAACAAUUGCAUCUUUAUUUUACUUUACAGAGUAAAUUUCAUCCAAGGCUAGAGCUGUAGCGGGAGCCAUGUCGUAAGCAAAUUCAGGGCUACAUAUACCAGUUAGCUACGCACACAUACUUCAAAGUAAUGGACAAAAACUAGUCUCGGUAUACAUCUUUAUUCUUUUUAUCAUCAGUGCAACACUGCAUGUAAUCACAACGUUGAUGAUUUUGAUCAAGUCUUUUAAUCAAUCAAAAGACUACAAGAAGUUUCAUUUAGCAUCCAUUCAUUUUAAAGUAUACUGUGUCAUUGAUUUCUCUUAUCCAGACCUGCAUAUCGUGUUGUUAAAAAGUAUGAGAGCAUGCUUCACGGCUAAAAUUUGUUUUAAUGAAUUUAAAAGCACUACAUUUGGUAUACAAUUGUUAUGUUAUGUGGGUACUACACGCUAGAAUAUAUCUAUUCUAGAGCUAUAUUAUUGGAUGUCAGACAGAUAGAUAGAUAGUUUAUUAAUCCCUUGGUAGGGGUCCCUCGGGGAAAUGAAGAAAUUGUGCAGGUGUACUAAUGUUGUGGUUCUGUAUCUGGUUCUUGAGCUAUGUCAAAUUGCACUUCUGUUUUACUUUAAUUAUCAUGUGAGUUUAAGUGUCUCUACAGGUAGGUGUCAGUUUUGUUUCUUGAUGUACAUGUUAAUGGAAUUGUGGACCACCAAACCUUCAUAGUGGAGGGGGGGGAAAACGAGUGCAAUGGAACAGACCAUUGUGUUCAUCAAAUAGGAUUAUUUCCAGUCUGAAAAGGCUUUGGGUACAUUCACCAGCAUCCAGUCACUACAUAUUGCUGUGACUCCAUCGGACAACCAGGAUUUCAUGGACCCAAUAGAGGCAUCAGUCAUGGAGGACUGGAGGAAGGGGUGUGAGAGAGAAGAAGGCCCUCCUUGUCCUGUUAUGGGAGGAGGGUACUGAAUGGACUGCUGAGGGGUUUUCGAGGGUGCUGGUAGACAGGGUGGGGGUGUUAGGGGUGCAGUUGUUGUCAUCCCUCUCACAUUCCAAAGCUGUCGGCUCAUUUCCCGGGUCGGCCAGCAUUCAGGGAGUCGCCAAGGUUCCCGAUGAUGUCAUGGUGAGGGAAGAAGGGUAUUUGGGAUGAGACAAUUUACCAUUUUGGGGAGGCACUUGGUGGGGAAUUUUUAUUCAUAUAAGGUUAUUAUGCUAAGAGGUUUUUAUACUGUAUAUGCUGUGUAUACAUUGCACUUUUAUAGACUAUUUUGUGAUUGGUAAUGGCGGAAUCAGAAUUUUUGUGAUAAAUUGUGUCAUAUCACUAUAUCCUAAUUUAUUAAUACACGUGGGGCAUGUUAAAAUGCCAACUUUUUAAAAAAAGAGCCCAACAUUAAUCAUUACAAAUCUCCCCCCCCCCCCCCACCCCCAAUUAAUGUGAUAUAUAACCUGUUUAGCUCAAUUAAAUAAUAAUAUAUAUAUAUAUAUUUUUUGUUUUUGUUUUUUGAAAGGGGAAAUAAAAAUAAAUAACUGAGAUACUGUGGUUGCACAAGUGUGCAUACCCUCUUAUAACUGGGGGUGAAUGAACCAAUAACCUUUAAAACUCAUGUUAAAUGGGAGUCAGGACAUAGCUGCCAGCUUUUAAAGUCCUCUGAUUAACCCAAAUAAAUUUCAGUUGUUCUGUUCUCUCCUUUAUUUAUUGCUUUUCUAGCAGAAGCCUUUAGGUUUUGUGCUAACACUGACAGCUAUGUCGAACUGUUGAAAGUUCCCUGUUCAAAAAGGCCCUAGUUGCAGCGGAAGACAAAUAUUCUGAAAGCAUGAUGCUGCCACCACCAUCCUUCGCUGUAGGUAUGAUGUUCUUUUGGUGGUGAGCAGUAAAUCACAUUAAUGGUAAAGUUUUUUGUUUUUGUUUUUUUUAUCUUGGUCUCAUUUUUUAAAAUCACAAAAACAUGCCAUUUGGACAGGGGUGUGUAGACAUUUUAUAUCCACUGGAUGUUAUCAAACGCAUUUAAAAGUCCUUAAAAGCACCACUGUGACUCAACAUGUUGCAAAAUAAGCUUAACCUAAAUACGGAUGAUAAAACUAACAACAGUGCCACCUCAAGGCUGAACAAGACAAUACCAUUUGUUAAAUUUGGAAAACACUACAAUGUACCACUAAUUACUGUACUUCAAUAGUGUACUUAAUGCAGUAAACAUGUAAUGCACUUAUAUUUUCAAUACUUCAUAUGAAGUAUUGCUAAUUAAGGUGUUUAUAAAUCCGACGUGACUUUUGAAAGCAGCAUGUACAGAAUAUAGGUUAUAGUUUUCUAAAUUAUGUAACCAUUUAUAAAGCAAAUACUAUACAGAUAUAGAUUAUAGAUAUGUAUUUGUAUGAGACAAGACAAUUUUAUAUGCAAGGAGUUUCUAUAUCUGCAUAUAUGUGUUCAUUUGAAAGCAGCAUGGGCACGAUAAAGGCUAUACUGUAUUUUGUUUUUAAAUCAAUUUCUACGUGGGUAACACAAAGUAUGUUGUAUAACAUAAGAUUUGUAAGACAAAUAUUAGUAGGUGCUGCUGAUAGCUGCUAGAUACGCAGAUUUAAUUCAACAAACAUUUUUAACAAGAAUAUGGCAGCUCCAAUGAGCAAUUAAGCACAACCAGCACUAACAAUGCAUGUUUAGAGACCGAUAUCAUUCAGAUAACAUAGUCUACAGUGCCUCAAUUUCCCUUGUGUUUCUUGAUAUGUAUUGUGUUUGGAUGUAAUGUUGAUGUAUUUACGUGAAAUGUGAGUGUUUACGUUGAAGAUUGUAUUGUUAUCAUGUGAAAGUUUGACAUUAUCAUCUUUUGUACUGCACAGAUUUUGGCGUUGCAUUUGCCAAAUCACUUUCUUUGCAAAACUGAGAAAACCCUUGUUUGAAUACUUAAUAAAGUGUGAAGAUUGUUGUCAACA
This is a messenger RNA of Phycodurus eques (leafy seadragon), 9633 nucleotides long. RefSeq names its product proline rich 36b (gene prr36b). Lineage: Eukaryota; Metazoa; Chordata; Actinopteri; Syngnathiformes; Syngnathidae. Bases 391 to 6078 code for a protein of 1895 amino acids. The record is from RefSeq and is a predicted model, not a curated record. The transcript has 6 exons.